UAGUCGUCUGCCCGUGUCCGUCUCAGCUCGAGAAAAACCAUCGAAACCUGACGCGAUGCAGCGCUGCGUACGUGCUGCUGCGACGCGACGCGGCGAUCUUUACCUUUUGCCUCGCUUCUUUCCCGCACGCGCGGCUCGCGCAUGCAUGCACGAUGCGUAUCCCCCUCCCGCACCGGUCCCUACCUUAGCUCCCUCCACCACCGCACACUUUUGGAUCUCCCUCCCCUGCUCCACCCUCCUGGCCUCAAACUAACCUGCAUCUUCGUCGACGCGCGACGCCCUAGCUUGGCGCGCGACGGACGGAUCGAUCAUCGGCCGAUGCAUGCAUGGGCGCCUGUGUUCUGAGCCAGCAUGCGGCCAGCUGCAUCGUCGUCCUCCUCCUCCUCUCGCGACCGGCUGACGAUCAGCCGGCCGACGGAGAAGGACGACGUCGUAGAAGAGAAGAGGGACGGCGGCGACGUGACGGCGGCCGUGCCGAGGCUGGCGGUGUACGGCGCCGGCCGCGUGCACGAGAUCGAGCGGUUCUCGCACUACGUUGCUAAGCAGAUAGGGAUUGAGGAUGUGAGCGAGUGCCCCCACCUUUGUGCACUAGCUUACGGUUAUCUGAAGAAGACUGAGGGUUAUGAACAAAACCUACUCGCGUUCUUCCAUAACAAAAUAAACUCGGACGCUCUUCUCGUGCUGUUGAUUGAGGAGCUAGACAAAUGUAUACUCGGCUACUUCUCCUUCCAUUGGAAAUUUGCCACUGAAGUAAUCACACAGGUUCUAACAGCAGAGCAGCCUAGAAGAAAGCUCAAAACCAUGGUGUUAGAAGCCACUAGAAAGAUGAGGUUUGAGAGGGUGUCAAGGAAGCUGAAGGUGACGAGGCUGUUCUCCACGCUGGUGGAGGAACUGAAGGUCAUCGGGGUCACCUGCAACGACGGCCAGCUGCGCGACGCCGACGCCGACGUGAUGGUCCCGGCGGCUCACCGCGACCGCAGCCCGGUCCUGCUCCUGAUGGGCGGUGGCAUGGGCGCCGGCAAGAGCACCGUGCUCAAGCAGAUCAUGAAGGGGUUGUUCUGGUCCGGCGCGGCGGCGCACGCCGUGGUGGUGGAGGCGGACGCGUUCAAGGAGUCGGACGUCAUCUACCAGGCCAUCAGCUCGCGCGGCCACCACAACGACAUGCUGCAGACAGCCGAGCUGGUGCACCAGUCGUCGAUCGACGCGGCGGCGUCGCUGCUGGUGACGGCGCUGAACGAGGGGCGGGACGUGAUCAUGGACGGCACGCUGUCGUGGGAGCCGUUCGUGCUGCAGACGAUCGCCAUGGCGCGGUCCGUGCACCGGCAGCGGUACCGGAUGGGCGUGGGCUACAAGGUCGCCGCCGACGGCAACGCCACCGAGCAGUACUGGGAGCCCGUCGAGGGCGCCCCCGUGCCCAGCGGGAGGAGGCCCUACCGAAUCGAGCUCGUCGGCAUCAUCUGCGACGCCUACCUCGCCGUCGUCAGGGGGAUCAGGCGAGCCAUCAUAUCGGGGCGAGCCGUGCGGGUGAGCUCGCAGCUCAAGUCGCACAAGCGGUUCGCCGGCUCGUUCCGCAAGUACUGCGACCUCGUCGACAGCGCCAGCCUCUACAGCACCAACACCAUCGCCGGCGCGAAGUUGAUCGGGUGGAAGGACGUGGGGAGCAGGCUGCUGGUGGACGUGGAGGAGAUCGGGCUGCUGGACAGGGUGAGCAGGAUCAACGAGGAGGCCAACGGCGUGCACGAGCUGUACCCGGACGGCCACCCGACGGACGGCGCCGGGUCGGUGUGGGAGGAUCUGGUGUCGUCGCCGGCCAGGGCCGCGAUACAGCGGGAGCUCAGGGAGGCCAUCCUCGAUAGCGAGGCCUGCUUCCCGUCGCCGUAGGCUGCACAGCAGCAAGAGGCUAUGUACCGAUGCAGAUUUGUUGGUUCGUUCGUUCACGUUCGCUCACGACACGAUCGUACUAUACGUGUCGUGGUGACGUAGUAGGUAGGGGUGAUCUCUUUGUUUUUCCGUACACCAACUCUACUGUUUGAUGAUGGUAUCGACGUUGACUAGUCGACCGAUGCCAUCCGUCGGCGAUGGACUUUUCGGGAAUCGUGACAUCUGUCACGUGCUGAUGCGCUGAUGGGGCCAUCUUACACAGGCAGCCCUCGACGCUUAGGGCCAUCUUCCUUGAAGAGGUUAGAAACGUAUUAGGCCUGAAAAGGGGCCCGAGUACAGCGCUGCAAGAGAAAAGAAGGUAGCAGCAACAGCAUUUCGGCCCUGUUUCGCUAUUUGAAAUGCAUGAUUUUUUUUAUUUUAUUUUUGUGAGGAUUGAAAUGCAGGAUUUUUUUUACUUUGGUCAAACAUUGACAUCAUACUGUAUCUCACACGUUUUCUUUGAGUAAUUGUCUAUAUGAUUCACAUAUUCUAGAACUGCACUAUAGUAAAAGGGGUAUUUUUUAAGAGAAACAGUAAAGGAGUAAUAAGAAGGUCCUUUAGAAAUUUA
Molecule: messenger RNA, 2488 nt
Organism: Oryza sativa Japonica Group (Japanese rice)
Lineage: Eukaryota; Viridiplantae; Streptophyta; Magnoliopsida; Poales; Poaceae
Product: calmodulin calcium-dependent NAD kinase
Molecular function (GO): kinase activity; ATP binding
Source: RefSeq, a predicted model, not a curated record